CGCCAUUUGUAACGAACUGACGAGUAGCACAGCAACAAAACAAACGCUUUUACAGAGUCAGAUUACUGAGUACAUGUAAUUGGUUAGCAACUAAACAAACGGAAAUAAAUGAUAACAGCUUUUAGAACAUCUUCUGGACCAUCACAAAUUAUAUAGAUAUAAAUAGCAGGUAGAAAGUACAGACUCGGAGCAUAAUUGGAUGUGUGACAUGUAGUUUAUUUGACUUUUACCAAUAUUUUAACAGUAAAAAAAGUGAAGUUUCUAUCCCUUAUUGGAUGAGUCCCAGACAAUUUUCAAGACUGGUACCCAUAUUACAGCACACAAAAUCCAGUCUGCCAAGUUCUGUGAGAUUUUCUGUGACAUAUUCUACGCGUCGAGUACAGACAAGCACCAGAGUUAGUUUCCAGUUUGAUAAAAUGGCAUCUACCAGUGGAGAGAGGGUAUUAGUGUAUUUGGAGAAUCAACAGUCCGGCUCAUUCACAAAAGCCCAUUUUACUGAGUGUAUUGUGGACUUCAUAGAUAAGCAGAAUAAAGAAGGUGUAUGCCUUGGUUUGGUAGAACUUAGAGAUGGCAAACUGCAUAUAUCAUCCGCAGAUAAAGAUAACAAAGACACAGUCAAAAUCAAGCAUCCACCAUUUUGUCCCAUACACCACAUGACAGAUGAGAACAAGUCAUCUUUACCACCUGAUAUCUACUCAAGGGGCAUUGAUUGUGGAGCAGCUGUUAUAUUGGAGUCUGGGGAUGGUCAGAUCUUCCUCACCCGCAGGGGAGACCAUUUGAGAACUUUUCCUGGAAUCUGGGUGCCUCCAGGUGGACAUAUAGAACAGAAUGAAACUUUACUGGAAGCUGGCUUACGAGAGCUGAAGGAAGAGACAGGUUUACAUAUCACACCAGAUAUGUGUCAUCUAGAUACAGUUCAUGUUCUAGCUGUCUGGGAGUCUGUGUUUCCACCAAAACUGACGCUGGGUCAGAGUAAACGCCAUCAUGCCGUUGUUUACCUUCAUGCGAAGUUAAAAUCCAAAUACACAGUUCACAGUUUAAAUUCUGAGGUCAAGAUUGACCCUGGAGAAGUAGGGGCGUGUGCUUGGUUUGACAGGUCAAAGGUCAAGGCCAUUGUGUCUGCUAGGGAAGAAACGGCACAACAAAAAGAUUUUGAAAAAGUCUGUGAUACAUUUAGUGCGAUAGUGUUAGAUGAUGACAACAAGCAGAAGGAACAACAGCUACCAUUUGAAGAUUUACUGAAGACUUCAGGUGACACAAAGGAUCAGAAGGGUAGAGUUAGUACUGGUACAAAGUUUGCUCUUGAGGAAUGGUUAGCAGUGUAGCUAGCAAUAGCUAGUAGGUUUGUAAUCUAUAUAACUAAUAAACUCACUAAGUAACUGUAACAGUGUGUACACCUUCCUGACCUUCACCUUGGAGACAGGAGGACAUCUAUUGUAUAUGCAUACUACAUCACAACAAUGCUUUCACCAUAUCAACUGUGAUCUUUAUUGUGAACAUUUACUCUGGUGCGGAGACUCUGUCAUUAAAUGAUUAUGAAAAUUCAGCUAGUGGCAAAAACAGUGUAACUGUGAAAGAAGCAAAGACAGUUAUAAAAAUAGUGUAAUUGUGAAAGAAAUUUAAGGUUUAUACAAAAACAGUAAACUGAUAAUAGCGUGAUAAAAUAAGGUCAACUUGAUAAUUAUUCAAAUUUUAAUUUUCAGGUCUGUGCCAUAAGAGAAACUCUUGUAGAAAUUAUGUAAUAUACAUUUAAUUUAAAUACAAAACGUCUAAAAGAACAUAAUUUCUUAUAAAAUAGUUGUUGUUAUAUGUGUUUUUACAGAUACUUUAUUUGAUGACUAUGUUAUUUUUGUUAUCUGAAAAGAGAUGUCACACAUAAUGUAUAUAAGCAUCAGAAUAAAUGUCAAAAUUA
Molecule: messenger RNA, 1912 nt
Organism: Mercenaria mercenaria
Lineage: Eukaryota; Metazoa; Mollusca; Bivalvia; Venerida; Veneridae
Product: nucleoside diphosphate-linked moiety X motif 17-like
Exons: 8
Coding region: 276-1325 (349 amino acids)
Biological process (GO): NAD+ catabolic process; NADP+ catabolic process
Cellular component (GO): cytosol
Molecular function (GO): NADH pyrophosphatase activity
Source: RefSeq, a predicted model, not a curated record